CGUGCAUCCUAGGCACCUCAUCCAACAUGGCAAACGUGCUGGGCAACACCUUCGAGAACAAGUAUGCGGCCGAGCUGAUUGCCACGGCCAAGGCCAUCGCCACGCCCGGCAAGGGUAUCCUGGCUGCCGACGAGAGCACCGGCACCAUCGGCAAGCGGCUGUCCAGCAUCGGCAUGCCCAACGAGGAGGUGCACCGCCGGGAGCUGCGCGAGAUGCUGUUCACCAGCCCAGGCAUCGAGAACUACAUCUCCGGCGUGAUCCUGUAUGAGGAGACGCUGUACCAAAACUCCUCGGACGGCACGCCCUUUGUCAAGAUGCUGCAGAGCAAGAACAUCAUCCCGGGGAUCAAGGUGGACAAGGGCGUGGUGCCGCUGGCGGGCACCGACGGCGAGACGGAGACCCAAGGCAUCGACGACCUGGGCAAGCGCUGUGCCAAGUACUACGAGCAGGGUGCCCGCUUCGCCAAGUGGCGCGCCGUGCUGAAGAUUGGCAACGGCUGCCCCAGCGAGCUGUCCAUCCACCAGAACGCCUACACCCUGGCCCGCUACGCCGUCCUGUGCCAGGAGAACGGCCUGGUCCCCAUCGUGGAGCCCGAGAUCCUGUCGGACGGCACCCACGGCAUCGACGUGUGCGCCGCGGUGACGGAGCGCGUGCUGGCGGCCUGCUACAAGGCGCUGGCCGACAUGCAUGUGCUGCUGGAGGGCACCCUGCUCAAGCCCAACAUGGUGCUGUCCGGCGCCGAGGGCCCCAAGGCCGACGUCACCACCGCCGGCUACCUCACCGCCCGCACACUCACGCGUACCGUGCCCGCCGCCGUGCCGGGCAUCAUGUUCCUGUCUGGCGGCCAGUCUGAGGAGGAGGCGACCGCGCACCUGGCUGCCAUGAACAUGAUUGAGGGAGUGAAGAAGCCCUGGACUCUGUCCUUCUCCUUUGGCCGCGCCCUGCAGGCGUCGGCGCUCAAGGCGUGGGGCGGCAAGAAGGAGAACUUCAAGGCGGGGCAGGAGGCCUUCCUCGUGCGCGCCAAGGCCAACAGCGAGGCGACGCUGGGCAAGGGCGACCUGACUGCCACAGGCGAGAGCCUGUAUGUCAAGGAUUACAAGUACUGAGCAGUACACAUUGGGCGGUACAGGUGGUACCUGCGGUACACCCUGGCUGUCGCCGAGCGCAGACCACUUCACGGCGAGGCAGCCAGGCGCUGCCAUGCACCGCGGCCAGGUGGGCUGGCGGGGCAGCGGGUAGCGGAGUGUUGUGUUGUGCUGGGGAGCCCCACCCGCCCACCGGCCUAGCACGCAUGGAACCUUGAACCCUUUAAGUAUACCCCGCUCAAAUGACUGGCCCAUCGGGCCCCACAAUAUGCGCCCCACGCCCGGGCUUGGUUGCAAGCGCCUCUUGGCCCUUGGCUGAUUGAUCGCUUUUUCAGUCUGCGUGCUCCUGCUUUGCAUUGGUGCCCCCUGUAAACUGUUUUGUUG
Messenger RNA from Chlorella variabilis, 1469 nucleotides. RefSeq lists its product as hypothetical. Gene Ontology annotation, cellular component: cytosol. The coding region runs from base 27 to 1106 and encodes 359 amino acids. Gene Ontology annotation, molecular function: fructose-bisphosphate aldolase activity. Gene Ontology annotation, biological process: fructose 1,6-bisphosphate metabolic process; glycolytic process. The transcript has 12 exons. NCBI's taxonomy places the organism in Eukaryota, Viridiplantae, Chlorophyta, Trebouxiophyceae, Chlorellales, Chlorellaceae. The record is from RefSeq and is a predicted model, not a curated record.